Molecule: messenger RNA, 2741 nt
Organism: Leucoraja erinaceus (little skate)
Lineage: Eukaryota; Metazoa; Chordata; Chondrichthyes; Rajiformes; Rajidae
Gene: fermt2
Product: FERM domain containing kindlin 2
Exons: 17
Coding region: 311-2413 (700 amino acids)
Biological process (GO): cell-matrix adhesion; integrin-mediated signaling pathway
Cellular component (GO): extrinsic component of cytoplasmic side of plasma membrane; focal adhesion
Molecular function (GO): integrin binding
Source: RefSeq, a predicted model, not a curated record
CUCGCAUUUCCAUAAAAGGCAGCGGAGUGUCGGCUCAUUGUUCGCGGGGGACGGAUCGCAGAGCCGCUGCUCCUCGCCUGGUUGCGACCCCGAGGCCGGAGCUAACACAGGAACGGCAGUGAACGGAGCCGAGCUGUGCUGCGGGGCAGCGGGUAUGGGUGGAGGGCAGUGAGCGGCUCUGAGCAGCGGGGAGAAGCCGGGCAGCGGCCCGGACAUCGGGAGACUCUGCUCCGCCGCCGACACCGUGGGAACGCGGCUCCAGCUCCAGCGCCAGCCGAGCUACGAGGGGUGUAAAUAGUUUGCUGGCAGCAUGGCGCUGGACGGUAUCCGGAUGCCGGACGGCUGCUACGCGGACGGGACGUGGGAAUUGAACGUGCUUGUGACGGACCUGAGCCGGGAGGUUCCCCUGCGGGUCACCGGAGAGGUGCACAUCGGCGGGGUGAUGCUCAAACUGGUGGAGAAGCUGGAUGUGAAAAAAGACUGGUCGGAUCAUGCUUUAUGGUGGGAAAAGAGAAAGACUUGGCUCCUCAAGACCCACUGGACAUUGGAUAAGUAUGGUGUGCAAGCAGACGCUAAGCUGAUGUACACGCCCCAGCACAAGGUACUACGCCUGCAGCUGCCUAACAUGAAGACUGUCAAAGUCAAGGUCAACUUCUCCGACAGAGUCUUCAAAGCUGUCUCUGACAUCUCCAAGACCUUCAAUAUUAGGCAUCCUGAAGAACUCUCGCUCCUGAGAAAACCUAAAGAUCCGACCAAAAAGAAAAAACGAAAGACAGAUGAGAAAGACCAAGAUGAAGACGAUGCAUUGGAGUUGGAGGGACCAUUAAUCACUCCGGGGUCAGGCUCUGAUGUUCUUUAUAUUGGUCCGUCGAAAGGAAGCAUUUACUCGAGUCCAGGAUUGUAUAGCAAGACAAUGACUCCAACCUACGACUCUAGAGAUGGCAGUCCACUUUCCCCAACCUCUGCUUGGUUUGGUGACAGUCCCCUCUCGGAAGGCAAUCCCGGUGUGCUUGCAGUGAGCCAGCCAAUUACUUCCCCGGACAUUUUGGCUCAGCUGUUCAAGCCCCAGUCACUACUCGACAAGGCGAAGAUGAACAAAGGAUGGCUAGAUUCGUCAAGGUCUCUGAUGGAACAAGAUAUAAAAGAUAAUGAAGUUUUAAUGCUCAGAUUCAAAUAUCACAGCUUCUUUGAUUUAAAUCCAAAGUAUGAUGCAGUGAGAAUUAACCAGCUUUUUGAACAAGCUAAAUGGUCAAUACUGCUGGAAGAAAUAGAGUGCACGGAGGAGGAAAUGAUGAUGUUUGCGGCUUUGCAGUACCACAUCAAUAAGUUAUCCAUUAUGUCAUCUGAGAAUCACAUGAACAACAGUGAAAAGGAAGUGGAUGAAGUGGAUGCAGCGCUUUCUGACCUGGAGAUCACUUUGGAAGGAGGCAAAACAUCAACCAUUCUGGGUGACAUCACUUCUAUUCCUGAACUGGCCGACCAUUUAAAAGUUUUCAAACCAAAGAAAUUAACUUUAAAAGGUUACAAACCAUACUGGUGCACAUUCAAAGACACCUCCAUUUCCUGCUACAAAAACAAAGAUGAAUCCCAUGGACCCCCAGCUCAUCAAAUGAACUUGCGAGGUUGUGAAGUCACCCCUGAUGUAAACAUAUCUAGCCAAAAGUUCAAUAUCAAGUUGCUGAUUCCAGUGGCAGAGGGGAUGAAUGAAAUCUGGCUGCGUUGUGACAAUGAGAAGCAGUACGCACAAUGGAUGGCAGCUUGCAGGUUAGCGUCAAAAGGCAAGACGAUGGCUGAUAGUUCGUACAGUCUGGAGGUGCAGAAUAUCUUGUCAUUUCUGAAGAUGCAACAUUUAAAUCCAGACCCCCAAGUUAUUCCAGACCAGAACUCCACAGACAUCAACCCUGAAUGCCUUGUGUCCCCUCGCUAUUUAAAGAAGUAUAAAAACAAACAGCCAGGCUAUGUAAGGGACUUGAUCUCUGCCAGAAUCCUUGAGGCCCAUCAGAAUGUAGCUCAGAUGAGCCUCAUAGAAGCAAAGAUGAGGUUUAUUCAGGCUUGGCAAUCCUUGCCUGAGUUUGGCAUCACUCAUUUCAUUUCGAGGUUUCAAGGAAGUAAGAAAGACGAUCUGAUUGGCAUAGCCUACAAUCGGUUGAUCAGGAUGGAUUCAAGCACUGGGGAUGCAAUCAAGACAUGGAGAUUCAGCAACAUGAAACAGUGGAAUGUAAAUUGGGAGAUCAAAAUGGUGACUGUUGAGUUUGCUGAUGAAGUUCGGCUUUCGUUUAUCUGUGGUGACAUCGACUGCAAGGUCGUUCACGAGUUCAUCGGCGGUUACAUCUUCCUAUCGACGCGGGCUAAAGAUCAGAAUGAGAGCUUGGAUGAAGAUAUGUUCUUUAAGCUUACAAGUGGGUGGAUGUGACAGUGGAUGCCUUCAAAAGAUGUGAUUCAGCCAUCGUAAAGGUCUUUUUUAGAUGAGUUCUGUUACUCACAUAUAUUGCUUAUUCCAAUAAGCGCCGUGUACUGUAACCUUUUAUCAUGACUUUUGUUUUUGUUUUAGUUAUCAGAUCAGUUAACACUGUAUGUGCACUAACAGGAGCACCUCUUAGUAUCUAGCUACCAAACAAACCUACUGCAGAUUUGGGCAUGGCAUGCUCACCACAUGUGGGAAGUGACCUUGAAAGAUCCCUUAUCACCAAUCUGUUUCGUAAAGAAAACCUCGGAAUCAGCCAUACAGAUGCUAUAUUAAG